UCAGGCACCGCCCAGACAGCUGCGCCCGGGCCGGCUGGCGGGGUCCUUUUUCACUGGGCUGUGGAGGAUUAGCUGCCAACAUGCCGACUGUCGGAGUGAAAAGGGAUCUUCUCUUCAGAGCUUUGGGCAGAAAAUACACUGAUGAGGAGUUUGACGAGCUGUGUUUUGAGUUUGGACUGGAGCUGGAUGAAAUUACCUCAGAGAAGGAGAUAUUAAUCCGAGAGCAGGGUGACUCCAAGGCAUCCGGAGCUUCUGACGUCAUCUUGUACAAGAUCGAUGUGCCAGCUAACCGCUAUGACCUGCUGUGUCUGGAGGGGCUGGUCCGUGGUCUGCAGGUCUUCAAGAACAAGAUGGAGGCACCUCGCUACACACGUGUCAGCCCAGUCAGCGGCGAGCGUCAGAAGCUGAUCAUCACUAAGGAGACAGCAGAGGUGAGACCCCAUGCUGUGGCAGCAGUGUUGAGGAACAUCACCUUCACGCAGCAGCGCUAUGACAGCUUCAUUGAGCUGCAGGACAAACUCCAUCAAAACAUCUGCAGGAAGAGGAGCCUGGUGGCGAUCGGGACUCAUGACCUGGACACCAUCUCUGGUCCUUUCACCUACACAGCCAAACCCCCUGGAGACAUCUGCUUCAAACCUCUGAACCAGACCAAAGACUUCACGGCCACUCAGCUCAUGAGCCUCUACAAGACAGACAGCCACUUGAGGCAUUACCUUCACAUUGUUGAAGACAAGCCUGCGUACCCUGUCAUCUACGACAGCAACGGCAUCGUCCUUUCCAUGCCUCCCAUCAUCAAUGGAGACCAUUCAAAAAUCAGCCUAAAGACAAAGAACGUCUUCAUCGAGUGCACGGCCACAGAUGUGACCAAGGCCAAGAUUGUUUUGGACAUGAUGGUGACCAUGUUCAGCGAGUAUUGUUCACAGCCUUUCACGGUAGAGGAGGCUGAGGUGGUCUACCCAGAUGGCAAGACCUGCAUAUACCCAGAGCUGGCGUACAGGACGGAGAAGUUGUCCAGCGAGUUCAUCAACCGCAAAGUUGGCAUCAAUGAAUCAACUGAGAAAAUCGCCCAGUUGCUGACCAGGAUGUGCCUCCGCUCCCAGGCUACUGGUGUUGGUGAUGAGUUGGAGGUCGAGAUCCCACCCACACGCUCAGAUGUCAUCCAUGCUUGUGAUAUCAUGGAAGACGCGGCCAUCUCCUACGGUUUCAACAACAUCACUCACACCACACCACGCACCUACACCGUAGCCAACCAGUUCCCACUGAAUAAACUGACAGAACUGUUGAGACAGGACCUGGCAGCUGCUGGAUUCACAGAGGCCCUCAACUUUGCCCUGUGUUCUCAAGAAGAUAUAGCAGACAAGCUUGGUAAGAAGAUUUCAGAAAUCAAGGCUGUGCAAAUCUCCAACCCCAAGACAGCAGACUUCCAGGUGGCGCGCACCACCCUGCUGCCAGGGCUUCUGAAAACCAUAGCUGCCAACAGGAAGAUGCCCCUUCCCCUCAAACUGUUUGAGAUCUCUGAUGUGGUGAUGAAGGAUGAGAGCAAAGAUGUUGGAGCGAGGAACAGCCGGCGUUUGUGUGCUGUGUAUUACAAUAAGAGCCCGGGCUUCGAGGUGAUCCACGGCCUGCUAGACCGAACCAUGCAACUGCUGGAGGUGAAGCCUGCCCGGGACGAGGGCUACCACAUCCAGGCUGCAGACGAUUCCACUUUUUUCCCAGGUCGCUGUGCAGAGAUCUUUGUCCAUGGAAAGAGUGUUGGCCGCCUCGGAGUUCUCCACCCAGACGUCAUCAACCGCUUCGAGCUGACCAUGCCCUGCUCGGCCCUGGAGAUCGACGUCGAGCCCUUCCUUGGCCACACUGCUGAAACCCUCCUCACACACCAAGUCCCCAUGCAGGAAGUCAUCGAGCACAAGUUCCCCACGCAAAAUGAAUCCCGGCAGGCACCGGCUUCCUGCCCAACAUCUACAAAAACUGUGUUUGGUGACAUGAGCACGCCAGCUGCUCUUAAAGCUCUUGAUGAUUUUCUAGCAGACAAAAGCUACAUGGAAGGCUUUUCAGCAUCUCAAGCCGACGUGGCGAUGUUCGAUGCCAUCCCUUCUGCUCCCUCAACGACCCUCUGCCACCUCCUGCGCUGGUACAAGCACAUCCAGUCCUUCCGGAGAGAAAGAGAGAGCCUCCCGUCAGCAAAGAGUCAGUUUGUCCUCCCAGCUUCAGCCUCGACUAAUGCCCAUAGUGAUGAAGAUGACGACGAUAUUGACCUCUUUGGCUCGGACGACGAGGCAGACAGCGCAGAGGCGUCGAGAAUCAAGGAGCAGCGCCUCGCGGAGUACGCUGCCAAGAAGUCCAAGAAGCCAGCUCUGGUCGCCAAGUCCUCCAUCCUGCUUGACGUCAAGCCCUGGGACGACGAGACGGACAUGGCCAAGCUGGAGGAGUGCGUCCGCAGCGUCGUCAUGGACGGACUGCUUUGGGGGCAGUCCAAGCUCGUCCCGGUGGGCUACGGCAUCAAGAAGCUCCAGAUUGGCUGCGUAGUGGAGGAUGACAAAGUGGGUACCGAUCUGCUGGAGGAGGCCAUCACCGCUUUUGAGGACUAUGUUCAGUCUAUGGACGUGGCUGCUUUCAAUAAGAUCUGAAUCAUGCACCGAGUAAACUCACUGAGUGGUACCAUCUGAGGUGUUCUGGUCUUAACUUGAGACAUAGGUGAUGCUGUAUCGAACACAAUGUUCAGUAGCCAUCUUUGUAACCAAUAAAUAACCAAAGCUCAGGUCCUGCAUUUAACAAAAUCCUUGGUACAAAAGAUUCUUGCCUCAAACAUCAAAUAAAACUAUUUUAAUGAUUGA
Messenger RNA from Pleuronectes platessa (European plaice), 2834 nucleotides. RefSeq names its product phenylalanyl-tRNA synthetase subunit beta (gene farsb). Gene Ontology annotation, cellular component: phenylalanine-tRNA ligase complex; cytoplasm; eukaryotic translation elongation factor 1 complex. Gene Ontology annotation, biological process: phenylalanyl-tRNA aminoacylation; translational elongation. NCBI's taxonomy places the organism in Eukaryota, Metazoa, Chordata, Actinopteri, Pleuronectiformes, Pleuronectidae. The record is from RefSeq and is a predicted model, not a curated record. Bases 81 to 2627 code for a protein of 848 amino acids. Gene Ontology annotation, molecular function: magnesium ion binding; ATP binding; phenylalanine-tRNA ligase activity. The transcript is spliced from 18 exons.